AUGGCAGCGUCUCCUCCCCCUCCCCCUGGUCUCCAUCCUCCUCCUGCUGCAGCAGCAGCAGCAGCAGCAGCAGCAGAUUCAUUUAUGCAGCCCCCUCUUGUCUCCUUCCUAACAGGGGAUUUUGCUUCUGCAACAGCUUUGCUGCAGCAGUAUGGAUUGGAGCUGCAGCAGCAGCAGCAGCAGCAGCAGCAGCAACAGCAACAGCAGCAGCAACAACAACAACAGCAACAGGUGCAGGUGCAGGUGCAACAGCAGGUCCAGGCACAACAACAACAACAGCAGCAGCAAGCGCAGCAGCAGCAGCAGCAGGUGCAAGCUGCUGCAGCAGCAGCAGCAGCAGCAGCAAUAAGCCCAAGACCUACAGUAGCACCAAGCAGCAGCUACACAUCAGCAGCAGCAGGAGCAGCAGCAGCAGCAGCAGCAGCAGCAGCAGCAGGACAAUCAUCAUCAGCAGCAGGAGCAGGAACAGGAGAAGAAGGAGAUACAACAGGUUAUAAGGGAAUAGAUAUAAAAUUGCUGCUGCUGCUCGAUGCUGCUGCUGCUGCUGCUGCAGUGCAGCACAAUCGUCUUAAUAUUCAUCUUCUUAAUGUUAAACAAAAAGUUGCAUUAGUAAGAUAA
This is a messenger RNA of Eimeria maxima, 618 nucleotides long. RefSeq lists its product as hypothetical. Bases 1 to 618 code for a protein of 205 amino acids. The transcript has a single exon. NCBI's taxonomy places the organism in Eukaryota, Apicomplexa, Conoidasida, Eucoccidiorida, Eimeriidae. The record is from RefSeq and is a predicted model, not a curated record.